AAGAAAGGUUUUUGAUAUUGAUCAAUAAUAUCAUCUUUCGCUAUGGAUUAAAGGGUUGGCUGAAUGGAAAAGAAAAACAAUUUAAUUGGAUACACUUCUUAAUCACAUGAAGAGUGCAAAAAAGGAAAACUGGAAUGCAUAUGAAGAAAUCCUUCGGUACAAAGCUGGACAAAGUGGUGGGUCGGCUUCAAAAAAGGGAAAGCUGGAGGAACCUCUCUCUUAUUCUGCAGGUUCUGAUAUUGUAAGGUUUACGAGAAAUGCCUUGACGCAUUUUGAAGAAGGUUAUAGAAAAGGCAAUGAUAUUACUUGGUGUCAUGAUCUGGAUGAUCAUAAGCGCGAGAUUGUGGAGAUACUAGAUGAUGAACUUAAUGUCUGCUCUAUACAUUAUGACAUUGCAAGGACAAUUAUUGCAACAGAUCUACCAGAGAACCAUACGGAAGAGGGUUGGAAUAACUGUCGAGCAAAUAAAUGGGAAGAAUUAAAGCAACGGGAUCCAAGGGCAGAAGCAGUAAUUAGACAAGCUUAUCAACCAACGCAACUAGAAGUCAGGGACAGUUCCAAUACGUGGAUGAAAGCAACAGAAUUUAUUCGACUUUAUCAACCACAGAGUCUUUUGACGAAGAAGGAAGGUCAGAAGCUAAGUUGGAUGGAAUUUGAAGAAAUUAAAAAUAAAACUAAGCAACCAGUAGAAUUUCACAUCUUGGAGGCGAAUUCGAAGGAGCCGGUUUGGAAGGAAUUAGAAAAUAUUAAAAAAGAAGCCAAUCAACAACUAAAGCUUUUAACGGAGAAGCAGGGUUGGAAGCAAGCUAAAGAAAUUAUUGAAGAUGCUCAACCACCAAGGCUUAGGGUGAAGAAGGGCUUGUACAAGUAUUGGAUGGAAGCAUUUGAAGCUGAUCGACCAGAAUUUUUAACAGAGCAGAAUUGGUUCAAAGCAAGAGAAGAAUUAGCAAACUUCUUCAACUCACUAAAAUAGAAUAUGAUUGGACUUGAACGUGGAUUGUGUCCGUGUAAAAUGGUAGCAUUCCAGUGUUCCCCUAGUGCUAUGCAUGAAAUUGAUGUGUUUGAUGUUAUUAACGUUGGUUAUUGUUAAUACUGACAUUGAUGGAUUCUUAAUGUUGUUAUUAUUUGCUAAUGUCGCGUGGGCUCGGAAGAUGUUUAUGUGCUUAUACAUUUGUAAAAUGUUUAUGUUAGUUUGCCUUUUUGUUGUUUAUUUUUAUUUAUCAAGAUUAAUCUUGUAAUUAAUCACUCCAAAGUCC
Messenger RNA from Rubroshorea leprosula, 1256 nucleotides. Lineage: Eukaryota; Viridiplantae; Streptophyta; Magnoliopsida; Malvales; Dipterocarpaceae. The record is from the annotation of a GenBank genome assembly.